This is a messenger RNA of Archocentrus centrarchus (flier cichlid), 6042 nucleotides long. RefSeq names its product formin binding protein 1-like (gene fnbp1l). The record is from RefSeq and is a predicted model, not a curated record. The coding region runs from base 1 to 1794 and encodes 597 amino acids. Gene Ontology annotation, biological process: signal transduction. Gene Ontology annotation, molecular function: protein binding. NCBI's taxonomy places the organism in Eukaryota, Metazoa, Chordata, Actinopteri, Cichliformes, Cichlidae. The transcript is spliced from 15 exons.
AUGGCACUGAAGGGUCUGUCCCCCGAGAUUGGUGUGGGGGGGAUGAAAAGUAGGCUCCUGUCUGUGGAACACAGAUUCCGGGAUGGUAGGGAAGGAGAAGGUUCUAGGGACCAGUUCGAUAAUCUGGACAAACACACUCAGUGGGGGAUUGACUUUGUUGAGCGCUAUGCUAAAUUUGUCAAGGAGAGGCUGGAGAUAGAGCAAAACUACGCCAAGCAGCUACGGAACCUGGUGAAGAAAUACUGUCCAAAGCGCUCUAAAGAUGAGGAGCCGAGGUUCACGUCAUGUCUGUCUUUCUACUCCAUACUCAAUGAGCUUAAUGACUAUGCUGGUCAGAGGGAGGUGGUGGCGGAGGAGAUGGCUCACAAGGUUUAUGGUGAGCUGAUGAGGUACAGCCAGGACCUCAAAGCCGAGAGGAAACACCAUCUACAGGAGGGCAGGAAGGCCCAGCAGCAUUUGGAUCAUUGCUGGAAACAGAUGGACAAUAGUAAAAGGAAGUUUGAAAGAGAGUGUAGAGAAGCAGAGAAGUCCCAGGUGACCUACGAGCGGCUAGAUAAUGACAUCAACGCCACCAAAUCAGAGGUGGAGAAGGCCAAAGCCCAGUUCUACAUGCGCACUCACGCAGCUGAUGAGAGUAAGAAUGAGUACGCCGCUCAGCUCCAGAGCUUCAAUGGAGAGCAGUGGAAACAUUUCCAUAAUGCCAUACCACAGAUCUUCAAGAAUCUGCAGAACAUGGAUGAACGUCGGACAGUAAAGCUCGGGGAGACGUAUCGAAGCUUUGCCGAGGCAGAGCGGAGAGUUAUUCCCAUCAUCUCCAAAUGUCUAGAGGGAAUGGUUUUAGCUGCCAAAGCUGUAGACGAGCGAAGGGAUUCGGCCAUAGUUGUGGAGUCAUUUAAAUCUGGCUUUGAACCUCCUGUUGACUUCCCCUUCGAGGACUUCAGUCAGAAUUUGAGCAGAACGGGCUCAGAUGGUACCAUCAGCAACACGCCCAAAGGAGACAGAGACAGAGAUCGAGACGGGGCGCCGGGGCCACGAUCCGACCCGAAGCACGCCAUGAGCAGAACCAAGAACAAGCUCUGGCUGUUUGGGAAGAAACCAAAGGCACCGUCUCUGGAGGAUUUCAGCCACUUACCUCCUGAGCAGAGGAGGAAGAGGCUGCAGCAGAGGAUCGACGAACUCAACAGAGAACUUCAGAAAGAGAUGGAUCAGAGAGAUGCCCUGAACAAGAUGAAGGAUGUGUAUGAGAAGAAUCCUCAGAUGGGAGACCCCAACAGCCUGCAGCCGAAAAUCUCAGAAACCAUCUGUAACAUGGAGAAACUGCGCUCCGAAAUCCACAAAAAUGAGACGUGGUUGUCUGAGGUGGAAGGAAAGCAAAGCUCCAGAGGAGACAGAAGACACAGCGCUGAUAACCACCACCAUGCUCCUCAAGGCAGAGAGAGUCCUGAGGGCAGUUACACAGACGACACCAGCCAGGAGCAUCACACCCCUCAUCACCGGCCUGCUCCUGCGCAGCCUAGCCAUCCCAACCCGGAUCCUCACGAGUUUGACGAUGAGUUCGAUGAUGACGACCCUCUGCCGGUCAUCGGACACUGCAAAGCACUCUACUCAUUUGACGGUCAGAACGAGGGGACGCUGGUGAUAGCGGAAGACGAGGUUUUGUACAUCAUCGAGGAGGAUAAAGGUGACGGGUGGACGCGGGCGAGGAAGCAGAGCGGAGAGGAGGGCUACGUUCCCACCUCCUACGUAGAAAUCACGCUGGAGAAAAACAGCAAAGGUGCCGUCACCUACAUCUGACGCUCCACUGUCCUCUGUCUGUCAUUCUCUCCGUGUCUGCCUGCUUCUCAGUGUAACACCACUAAAAGGAAAAGAGACAGCAUCACUGUGAACAUCUGCAUGGACUACUGUCAUCUGUUUGCCUGGUUUCCAUCCCACCUCUUCAUCCUCAUGUUUGCUCAUUCUUUUAACCCUGUAAUCACUCGUCUUCCUCUCAUACCUGCGAUGUUUCUGAGCACGAACAGGAAGAACUCGUGUUUUGGCCUUUGAGUGAUUUGCGUGUUAAAUAUGAGGCAUUUCUGUGCUCGUCCACUACUGUUUGAGCAUUGUAUGUAAGCUACACUUCUUCUUAUAGAUCCAAUGAAUUAAGAUUGUUUUAUAUUAUACAUUAGAAAGAAUUUAUUUUUAUUUUAAGAGUUAUUUUAAUUAUUAUACUGUCAAUUAUUUUUAACUGGAGAUGAUCAGAGUCUGAUUUUAAACUCUUUAUGUGUCAGUGUUUUUUCUUUUUGUUUCUUUUUGUUUUAUUAAUGAAAUAUGCUGCAUUUAAUUUGUUUUUCUGUCUGAUUUCUGUGUGUGUGUGUGUGUGCACACGUGUGUAUGUGUGUCUGUGCAAGUGCAUUUUUUGUGCCAUCAUACUACAGAUUUGUCUCAAUUGUUACUGAAAAGGAUCUGGAUAAAAUCUCCACCCAUCAGUUUUCUAGCUGUUGAUGGAGUCGGGCUCAUUUAGUCUCCUUCACUGGUGUAAAGAAGUAGACAAAGCCAGAAUUCUUUGGAAUUUCUCCAUCAGCAGUUCCUUUGAACACUAAUUUCCCAUGCCCCACUGGUUCCGAUGUUAUUUUCUUAAUCAGCUGGUCACUGCAGUUUUUAACCCAGUCUUACCUAAAUAUAACAAAGGCUGUAGUUUUUAGCAGAAAAGGAGAAAAAGUUCAUUUAUCAGGCACUACUUACAGUGGGCUCCACUUUGGUGGGGCACCUUUAAACCCCACCAAAGUGACAUUGCGUCCCUACAAACUUUUCUCCUCUGUGACUAAAACACAAACGUCCCUGACUUCAGUCGUGUCUGAGUGUAAAGUGGUGCAGCUUAUGUGUGGUGGUGUGCUUUUAUUAACGGUCUUUCUCCUCUAUGUGACUGCAGGUUCCUGAGGAGCCCGCAGAGUGGCCGGGCGGUUUGAUUGGCUGGUGGAGGGCUCAUGCUGAUUGCUGAUUAUUGGUGGUUUUGGGGGGGUAGGUAGGGAGGGGUGACCGAGAAAGAGAGGAAAAGGGAGAGAGAGGCAGAGGAGGUCAGAGAUGAGGUGGGAUGCUAGGGAAGUUUGCAUGCCUGCAUGCUCACACGUCCAUAAGCAGCAAAGCAUUUGGGGGCUUUAAGAGGAGGGAGGCAGAAGAGUUGAUCCCAAAGCUAUGAACACGCAAUAAUAGAUUUAUUAUCUUCAUGUAAGAUACAAAUCCAGCUCUGAACUGUGGACCAUUUGGCUUUCAGAGCAGGAAGUGGCAACUACAGCAGUUUAUUAGGUACACCAGGCUCGACUGGAUGCAGUCCUGACAUAAACUCAUUAUGGUUACAAUGUUCAGUUUAUGCUCAAACUGAAGAGGGCUCCAUCAUAAGCAGCUUUGAUAAAACCUUUUAUUUGUGCACUAGGCUACUUUCUCUUUAUGGACCUUAAUGCUGAACUCUGCUCCGUUCUGAUCUUCUUAUAUUGAUGGGUCACGGGUGUCAUGUACCUGGCACUGAGAUCCCAGACUUUAAAAACCUUUUUUGGUCCACACAGGAUUAAGCUUUUUAUUAGUUAAAAUUUCGUUUUGGCUUCGUGCUGUGAAAAGGAUAACUUGUUAUCCUGUUAAGCAAGUUAUCUUGCUUUAAUAAAUUAAGUUAGUCUCUACUGUUUGGAGGAAAGUGGUACAAUUUUUCACUUAACUAAUGCUAAAUUUUUAUUUAUUUUUUUUUUUUAAAGUACCCUUCAAGUAAGAAUUCUCAAUUCACAUAUUCCCCCCACCCCCCAAAAAAAGAAAAGGAAAAAAGGUUUAAUUACCCACACACGCACACAUUUUCUCCCAGACUUUGGAUCCAGCUUGAGGUAAGCUGUAAAAACCAGCAGACAUCAGAGUCAACAUCAGGGUUCCUUAUCUUUCAGGGUCAGGUACUCAUCCAGCAUUUGCUGCCACUAACAACAGUCAGUCCUGCACCGCUCUUACUCACUCCUGUUCUCAUCGUUAUCUGUGCUGUGUUGGUGAUGUCUGCCUGCCUGAGCCACUCUGCUCCUCGCUGCCUGCCUUCACUCUCAUACAGUCGCAUGUUUUGUUUUUUUGUUUUUUUUAAACGUGUCAAAUACAAUCCGGUGUCCUUUUUCUUUUUUUUGUUUGUUUGUUUUUUUGUCCAUCUGUGCCUGUGUAACUCCGGUUCUGUUGUGUGUCGAAAUGCCACAUUGUUCCAGCAUGAAUGUGAUAUUAUUUAUUUGUUUUAAGGUCUCCGAGCUGCUCAUUAGGCAGAUAGCAGGACUAUCAGGCAAAUACAGGACCUCUCUUCGCUCUUUCCUCCUUUCUGUUUUUUCUCCUUCCCUUUUCUUCGUGGGUUGCGAUUCCACCAGUUGACCAGCAGAUGGUGGCCUUCCUUCACCAAACCACAGCUCAGCUCUAUCCGGUCUGUGCCUCGACACCAAACUGAGGAGGAGGAGCUCCGGUAUCUUUGCAAUUAAGACUCUGCCUUAAAUCUUCACCUUGUUUUUCCUGUGGAUGGACUUUUUUCACACACACAUCUGGAUGUGUCUGCUUUUCCGCUUGACUACAUCUCCCAUUAGCCACCUGGGCUCACCUCUCACCUCUUUGGAGGACUUCCAUGAAGAGUUUUCCCAUGUAAUCGGUUGUACAUGUGAAUGUGAUGACAGACACGCAGGUAUCAGCGACAUGUACGCACACGUAUGGAAAGCCAAACAGGUCACAAACUGCGUGUUAGUUUGGCACAUUUGGCUUUCCAUAUGUGCGAACAUAUUAAUGUGCGUUUUUGUUAGUUUUUACCAUUGAAAUGAUUUGUACAUAUUAACAUCUGUCAUGUUGAAUGUGUUUCCGUGGUGAUUGUUUUUAGGUUUGUUGGCCCUUUUUGUGAGAGACAACAAGGUUUGAAUUGAACCGAUGCACUUUGUCCUAAAGUACUACAGCAUUUGAAUCUAUCAGACAGUGACUAGUUGAAUGAAUGAAUGGUGAGAGAUGUGAGCUUUCUGAAUGACCCCUGUGUAGAAGUGAGAAACACAAAGCUCGAGUUUCUCUUGGUGGUUUUAUACUCUUUUUGUAACUCUCUUUGAGCAAAGACGGACAUCUUUGUGCAUGAUUUUGUAGUCUUUGAAUUCAUUAAUGUUUUUUUUAAUGGCCCACUACAUCCUCUGUUUAAUAGACUAACACAAAUACACACCUACUGUUUAACAUUAAAAAGCCUCUAAUGAUUCUUCUCACAUGAUAUAAGUGUAGACCGCAGGUGGCCGUGCUUUCGUUGUAAUCUGUGUUUCUUUGAUGAAGCUGUGAACUGUGCAGAACAAUGCUGUAGAUGUUGUUACUUGAACUUUUCUCCCACCCUCUUCACGCCACGGCUGCCAUCUGUGACCAUUCUACGGUGAACACUGGAGGAUUAGUUGGAUAUUUUUGAGAAACCAUACUUCCAGGACUUCCUCAAUGUACAGACUGAUGAUGGUAUCAGCAAAUAACUUUUUUUUUUUUUUUUCCCCCAAAAAAUUAUUUUUGCAGUUUCCUCCAUAGUGACUCAUUUGGUUUGACUUACAAAAAUGGCACAAACAAAAGUAACUACACUGCUCAAAAAAUUAAAGGAACACUUUGAAAACACAUCUGAUCUCAAUGGGAAAAUUGGUCGGGACCAGUCAAUAAUAUCACUUCCUUCAUCCUCCAAGAACUGUCUGCAUACUCUGCACUUGUCAAUUUCAUUAACAUCAAAGCAGCUCAAACUGAUUAUCCCCUCUAAUUAACUGACCAGAUCAAUAUCUCAGAAGUUUAUCUGACUUGAUGCUAUACUCUGAUCAAAAAGUGUUCCUUUAAUGCAGUGGUUCCCAAAGUCAAGAGCACUACGGCCCCCUUAAAAACCAUAAAAUUCCAGAGGGCACCCCCCCGGAUCAUCUGUAAGCGCCUUCCUGUAAAAUUAUCUCUGCUAGAAGCCAGUGAGAAAGUGAUGUAUUUCCUUAAAUAUUUUAUUAAAAAAAAAAAUAUAUAUAUAUAUAUAUACAACACAAGCUGUCAGCUAUAAAUUGCUAAUACUACCCAGUCAUAUGUAAA